GCCUCGCGGUCUCCGCUCCUCUCUGUCUUUCUCCUCAGGGUCCUUAGGUUCUGCAACCCGCUGCUUCCGUCGUCACGUUGUUACGUUUUCUCUGCGCCGGAAGGAGAACCUGCGAACGCUGUUGGAAUUAUGGCGGCGGUAGAUAUCCGAGAUAAUCUGCUGGGAAUCUCUUGGGUUGACAGUUCCUGGAUCCCUAUUUUGAACAGUGGAAGUGUCCUGGAUUACUUUUCAGAAAGAAGUAAUCCUUUUUAUGACAGGACAUGUAAUAAUGAAGUGGUCAAAAUGCAGAGGCUAACAUUAGAACACUUAAAUCAGAUGGUUGGAGUGGAAUACAUCCUUUUACAUGCUCAAGAGCCCAUUCUUUUUAUCAUUCGGAAACAACAACGACAGUCCCCUACCCAAGUUAUUCCACUGGCUGAUUACUAUAUUAUUGCUGGAGUGAUCUAUCAGGCACCAGACUUGGGAUCAGUUAUAAAUUCUAGAGUGCUUACUGCAGUACACGGCAUUCAGUCAGCUUUUGAUGAAGCUAUGUCAUACUGUCGAUAUCAUCCUUCCAAAGGGUAUUGGUGGCACUUCAAAGACCAUGAAGAGCAAGAUAAAGUCAAACCUAAAACCAAAAGGAAAGAAGAACCAAGCUCUAUUUUCCAGAGGCAGCGUGUGGAUGCUUUACUCCUAGACCUCAGACAAAAAUUUCCACCCAAAUAUGUGCAGCAGAAAUCUGGAGAAAAGCCUGUCCCAGUGGAUCAGACAAAGAAAGAGGCAGAACCUGUACCAGAAGCUGUAAAAUCUGAGGAGAAGGAGACCACAAAGAACAUCCCACAGACAGUGAGCACUAAAGGCCCGCCUGAAAAGCGAAUGAGACUUCAGUGAGUAUUGGUCAAGAGAGAAGCUUGCAAGACAUCCCUUGUCCAUUAUUAUACCUCAUUACUGUGAAAGGUUCUUGAACUUUAAAAUUUUUUGUCACAGCCCUCUCAUUUGUACAGGAUGUACUUGUUCUUUUAGAAAGGAUGUAAGGACCCUCAUGCUUUAGAUAGGAAUGUUUUCAUGUAUCUUUUGUAACCUUCCCCCUUGGACUUGAACAGCCUCCUUAUGCACAUAUGUAUUGCUAAAUACAUUUAAAACCAAAUAAAGAGGGGCCGGCUGAA
Molecule: messenger RNA, 1145 nt
Organism: Hipposideros armiger (great roundleaf bat)
Lineage: Eukaryota; Metazoa; Chordata; Mammalia; Chiroptera; Hipposideridae
Gene: MED6
Product: mediator complex subunit 6
Exons: 8
Coding region: 130-870 (246 amino acids)
Biological process (GO): regulation of transcription by RNA polymerase II
Cellular component (GO): mediator complex
Molecular function (GO): transcription coregulator activity
Source: RefSeq, a predicted model, not a curated record